AUGGGUGAACAGAUUAGGUCGAUGCAAGAUUUUAAAUAUACUACAGAAAUUGUUGAAAUACAAAAUAUAAAAAUUGAAGCAGAGAUAAUUGACGAUGAGGUUUGUUUUAGAGAAAACGAUUAUGUGUCAUCAAACAAUAUGUGUUAUGUGUCUACAAUAUAUGACAUAAAAAAUGAGCCGAUAAGUUGCGAUCUUGGUAUUAAAACACCCUCAACUAUAAACUUAACACCUCCUAAACAUAAGGUAAUAAGCUGUAAAAAAAAACAAUAUUCUUCUCAAAACAAACUAUCAGUUAAAAAACUAUUUAGAUGCAAAAUUUGUGAAAAAUCAUUUUCACAGAAAGGAAACUUAAAAACUCACAUUUGGAUUCAUAUGCAAGAAAAGCCAUACAAGUGUUUUAUUUGCAACAAAUCUUUUUCACAAGCAUCAACUUUAAUUACUCACAAAUUAAUCCAUAAUGUAGAUAAACCAUUUAAUUGUGAUAUUUGCAAAAAGUCGUACGUUCAAAAAGUAAAUUUGAAAACGCAUUUGAUGUUUUAUUUGAGUAAA
Molecule: messenger RNA, 549 nt
Organism: Rhopalosiphum maidis (corn leaf aphid)
Lineage: Eukaryota; Metazoa; Arthropoda; Insecta; Hemiptera; Aphididae
Product: zinc finger protein 117-like
Exons: 2
Cellular component (GO): nucleus
Source: RefSeq, a predicted model, not a curated record